This is a messenger RNA of Sabethes cyaneus, 2543 nucleotides long. RefSeq names its product polyribonucleotide nucleotidyltransferase 1, mitochondrial (gene PNPase). The coding region runs from base 58 to 2451 and encodes 797 amino acids. Gene Ontology annotation, molecular function: RNA binding; 3'-5'-RNA exonuclease activity; polyribonucleotide nucleotidyltransferase activity. The transcript is spliced from 4 exons. Lineage: Eukaryota; Metazoa; Arthropoda; Insecta; Diptera; Culicidae. Gene Ontology annotation, biological process: mitochondrial mRNA catabolic process; mitochondrial RNA 3'-end processing. The record is from RefSeq and is a predicted model, not a curated record. Gene Ontology annotation, cellular component: mitochondrion; cytosol.
GGUUGAUUGUUUUAUUACUAAUAUUUAAAAUUUGUGAAGUUUGAUUUCACCAAUAGAAUGUUACCACAUUUAAAAUUAAUAGCUAAACAUGGGAGAAGUUACCGUGUUCUAUUAAAUAGGUGCAUUGUGCAAAAAUUUGAUUUGCAUCGUUUGUUUAGUUCAUCGGAAUCACCGGAAGUCGACAUAUUACUGAGUACUGGUCGUGUAGUUCACAUUUCAACGGGCAAAUAUGCCCGCUUUGCGGACGGUUGCUCUGUGGUCAGUGUUGGCGAUACCGCCGUGAUGGUUACGGCCGUUGCCAAACAGAAAGCAUCUGGCGGGGCGAGCAGUUCGUUUCUUCCGCUGGUAGUCGAUUACCGGCAGAAAGCAGCAGCUGCCGGUCGGAUCCCAACAAACUUUCUACGACGAGAGUUAGGACCUUCGGAGAAGGAAAUUCUUGCUGCCCGCUUGGUGGAUCGGUCUGUAAGACCGCUCUUUUCGACGGAAUUUCGAACUGAAACACAGCUUGUUUGCAAUAUGUUGGCCAUCGAUGCUAGCAACCCACCCGAUGUACAAGCAAUAAAUGCAGCCUCAGCGGCUCUAAGCCUAAGUGACAUUCCUUGGAAUGGGCCGGUAGGGGCCGUUCGUGUCGGUUUAGUUGACAACGAAAUAAUCAUCAAUCCAACUCGCAAGGAACUCCAACUGUCUGCACUGGAUUUGGUAGUAACAGCCACAAAGCAGAAAUUAGUCGUAAUGUUAGAAGGACGGGGAAAUGUCGUUAACGAAAACGAACUUCGAAUGGCAAUCAAAAAAGGCACCAAAGAGGCACAGCUAAUCAUCAGCGGGAUAGAAAAACUGCAAAAAUCUUUCGGAAAACCUAAACGAGCUUUAGACCCAUUGCCCCAACCGGAACAGGAAAUCGAAGACGCCGUUAGGACGAUGUCCGAGAUGCGGCUGAGAGAGAUUUUUCACGAUUUCACACACGAUAAAAUCAGCAGGGAUCAAGCGGUCAACAAUACUCGAACCGAUACCAUCGACAAGGUUUGGUCUAGCUAUCCAAGCUAUGACCCAGCGCUGAUAACUGACUGCUUCAAUCGUUUCGUCAAAUCUGUCUUCCGAGAGAUGGUUUUCGAAGAAAACAGAAGAUGCGACGGUAGAAAUUUAGACGACCUCCGCAAAAUAACCAGUACCGUGAACCUCCACCGACCACUGCAUGGCUCUGCACUGUUUCAACGUGGACAAACGCAAGUAUUUGCAACCGUUGCUUUGGACUCCCUUGAAAGUGCCCUUAAACUAGAUCCAAUCACCUCGCUGGAUACCGGAAUCAAAUCGAAAAACUUUUUCUUGCACUACGAUUUCCCACAGUUUGCCACCGGAGAAAUCGGUAAAGUCGGUCCGGUAGGCCGUCGAGAAAUUGGUCACGGAGCUUUGGCCGAGAAAGGUUUGCUGCCUAUCAUUCCGAAUGAGCAUCCCUUCACGAUACGGCUUACCUCGGAAGUGCUGGAAUCGAACGGUUCCAGUUCGAUGGCAACAGUGUGCGCCGGUUCGAUGGCACUGAUGGAUGCCGGUGUACCGGUGCACGAGGCGGCGGCUGGGGUUGCGAUCGGUUUGUUAACUAAAUAUGAGAAUGAUGAUACAAAACACCUGCAGGACUACAGAAUCCUAACCGAUCUGUUGGGUAUCGAAGAUUACCUUGGCGAUAUGGAUAUGAAGGUAGCCGGUACGCGGAAGGGAAUGACGGCAAUUCAGGCUGAUAUUAAGGUGCCUGGAAUACCACUGAAGGUUGUGAUGGAAUCCUUGCAAAAGGCAAUGGAAGCUCGCUUCAAGAUACUUGAUCUGAUGGAUGAAACCAUCGCCGUAACGAGAAGCAUGCGAAAAGACUGCUGGCCCGUAACGGACCGAAUCCAGAUCGAGCCCCACCAGCGUUCGAAAUUUCUAGGUCCGAGUGGGAUCAAUCUGCGUCGGCUGUAUCUGGAAACCGGUGUACAGUUGACGCAGGAAGACGAAAACAGCUUUCGGAUAUUUGCCCCCUCGGAGGCGGCAAUGCACGAAGCGAAAGAGCAUCUGGAGAAUCUGAUGAAGGCGGAAAGGGUGCCUGAUUUGGAUUUUGGAGCUAUCUACACUGCCAAAAUUGUGGAAAUACUGGACACCGGAGUUAUGGUGACGCUGUACCCGUCGAUGCCGCCCGCUUUGUUGCACAAUUCGCAGCUGGAUCAGCGAAAGAUCGCCCAUCCGUCAGCGCUAGGCUUUGAGGUAGGUACGGAGAUUCAAGUCAAAUACUUCGGGCGAGAUCCGGUGUCAGGUUUUAUGCGCUUAUCUCGAAAAGUACUACAAGGACCAGCCAGCGCCAUGGUGCGUAACCUCGAACGGCCGAAAGCUGCUGCUAGCAGUAGCAAUAACAGCAGUUCUGCGGAUCCUUCUCAAGCUGGUUCCACCACCACUAGUAAUAGUACAGUCGAACCGAAAUCGUAACUUUAUUUGUGAAACUUUAAAACCUACAGAAUGGAAGGUGCUUAUGACUAGAGACAAAUUCUUGUAAAUAAUAAGUCUAAGAGGAUAAAUCG